UUCCUGUUGGGGAUUUUUUCGUACCAACUAAAAUGUUAUCGUUUUGUUAAAAAUAUGAAUACGUGUUAAAUAGUAGACUCUAUCAGACGUUUGUGGUAACUUUAAAAUCAGAAAGGGAUUUGAUAAUGUCUGCCCAAAGCAGUGGAGAGAAUCCGGACUUCAGAGGAACGUUGGUGCGAUUGUCAAACUUGUUGAAAAAAGACGAUCUGGAGGCAAUGAAAUACAUGUGUAAAGAUGUGAUUGGAAAACGAGACUUAUCAAAAAUAGAAAGCUUUUUCGAAUUGUGUGACAAUCUAGAAAGUCGUGAUAUGCUUGAUAGUACCAAUGUUACAUUCUUACAUAAUCUGCUGUCUAGCUGCUGCUCCGGAAGAAAGGACAUAUUGCAUGUUUUAGAAAGUUAUACUGUACCAAAUAACAGGAUUAACAACGGAAAAGUACCCAACAACACACAGAAUGUGCAGUUAUAUCCCGUAAAUGUGAGCACGCCACAACAGACUGUAUAUGUACCAGUGACAGCUGUCUCUAGCCAUCAGGUAGCACAAACAUAUGACUACAAAGAUGUUGAAAAAGAAAUCAAUUAUCUUACAAGGAAACUAGGAAGGGAAUGGCGUUUUUUCAUGCGAGCCUUGGGAAUAUCUGACAACGACAUGGCUGAAAUGGAGCUGCAACACCCACGCAAUAUGCGUGAACAGAUUCAUGGCUGUUUUGUUAUUUGGUCGCAGCAAAAUAGAGGGCUUGUAAACAAAAACAUGCUGAUGACCGCUUUGAUGGAUGCUUCUGUUGAGAGAUAUGACCUUUCAGCUGAUCUUGAAGACGGUGACUUUUCUUAAUUAUCCAUUAGAAGCAAUGAGGCUACUAAGAUAACAUGAAGUAUUAAAUGUCCUGACUCCAGUUUCAGGAAAUUUGCUGUACUGGAAGAUAUUCCUUAACUUUGGCGAUAGGAAAGCAUUGCUGGUUUCCAAAUGAGGAAAUUUCCAUAGGUUUUUUUAGGAACAUUCCUGAAACUGUAGCUCGACAACCAUUAGCCUGCAUGAUGAUGUGAUGUAUCUUUGAGCUGCUUGAGUGUGUCUGUGACAAAAUGACGCCCUAUGAAGAUAAAACUCUUCUUUUUUUCACCAUCCAAUCUACAUAAUUAAAACUCCUCGGAUUAUUAUGACUAUUUAAUCUUAGAAAUUAAAUUCUGAAUUUAAGCCUUUCAAAACCUUACUUUUCCUGAAAAAAACAUUGAUCUGUUUAACAAUCAGCUUUCCAAUAUACUAUAGAAAUCAGACAUUUACUGAAAUGACCUAUUCAUCAUGCAUCAUUAAAUUGUCAAAUUGGAUUAUCCAAACUUACUCCAGAUUGUUUAUAUAACCAUCUGUCAUUGAUAGAAAGCCAUAACACACUAGCUAUGCUUUCUCGCCUAAAACAAGAUUUUGUACACAGAGUAGAUAAACUAAAAUGUAUGUUGAUGAAGUAAGAUACUGUAGAUGUAUGCUCUGUUCUGUGUAGUGUUGUGUCUGAUAGGCUAUUUUGUUACAAUAUCUUUACAAGAGAUGGUUACUAUAUAAAUGCAUUUUUAUAUAUUUACUAUCACCAAUUUGUAAACAAAUAUGAAAGUGAAACUAGAAUGAUAUAAAGAAUACUUGUCAUUCCUCCCCUCCUACUCCUGGUCACUUUAAUGACUGGAUAUCCUUGGUAUCAGGUGUGAUAGUGUAUCCUGGUUACUAAGUGUGAGAGAAGAUCUUGGAUACCAGGUGUGAGAGAAUAUCUUGGAUACUAAGUGUGGCAAUAUAUUUUGGGUAUCAGAUGUCACAAUAUAUCCUGGAUAUCAGAAAUGACAGUAUAUCCUUUUUACAUCAGGUAUGGUAGUCUAUCCUAGAUACCAGAUGCGACUAUAUUAUCACUCACAAGUGUGAUAAUAUAUCCAGGGUUUGUGAUAGUAUAUUCUGGUUACCAGGUGUGACAACAUCCCAGGUACCAGGUGUGACAGAACAUCCCAGGUAUCAGGUGUGACAGAACAUCCCAGGUAUCAGGUGUGACAGAACAUCCCAGGUACCAGGUGUGACAGAACAUCCCAGGUACCAGGUGUGACAGAACAUCCCAGGUACCAGGUGUGACAGAACAUCACAGGUAUCAGGUUAGAUAGUAUAUCCUGAGUACCAGGCAUGACCUUAUAUGUCCAUUUGGCGACUUCUUUGAUUUUUGUUUAUUUCAAUAAAAAGCAAAAUUAUUUAUAUACAUUGUUCCUCAAACAUCAAAUCAGUAUGUUUUGUCAAUUGCCCCGGCUGAAAAAGGAAUAAAUAAUUUUGUGAAAUGUAA
Messenger RNA from Ylistrum balloti, 2301 nucleotides. RefSeq names its product fas-associated death domain protein-like. Lineage: Eukaryota; Metazoa; Mollusca; Bivalvia; Pectinida; Pectinidae. Gene Ontology annotation, molecular function: protein binding. The transcript has 3 exons. Gene Ontology annotation, biological process: regulation of apoptotic process; signal transduction. The coding region runs from base 126 to 830 and encodes 234 amino acids. The record is from RefSeq and is a predicted model, not a curated record.